Molecule: messenger RNA, 1884 nt
Organism: Lotus japonicus
Lineage: Eukaryota; Viridiplantae; Streptophyta; Magnoliopsida; Fabales; Fabaceae
Exons: 1
Coding region: 1-1884 (627 amino acids)
Source: RefSeq, a predicted model, not a curated record
AUGACGCACCUCGCGUUGGGAACGUACGAUGGAAGCACCGAUCCAAAAGGUCAUUUGCUUCAUUUCAAUGCAGAGAUGGCGACGCGCGCGGUUUCCGACGCAGUAAAAUGUAGAGUAUUCCCAUCGACAUUCCGAGGAGUGGCUAGGAACUGGUUUAUGACCCUGCAUCAAGGAUCCCUAGCCAAGUUUCGUGACUUCUCAUCAAAAUUCCUUAACCAUUUCUCCGCAAGAACGGUUGAUGACUUGUUUGAUAUUCGGCAGCUGGAGCGUGAAACCUUGAAACAAUAUAUUAAGCGUUACAAUGCCGAAUUCGCGAGGUUUGAGGAACUAGAGCCACGCAUAUGCGUGGGCGCUCUCAAAAGCGGUUUAUCUCGGGGAAAGUUUAGUUGCGAAUUGCGUAGGGAGCGGGCGUGCUCAAUGGCGAAAGUCCGAGCUCAAGCACAAGGAUACAUUUUGGAAGAAGAGACUGAAGCACACAAGAGGAAGCGGGGGAGGGCGACGAGAGUAACGCUGGCAAGAAAACGGAUAAAGGAUGAGGAAGCGAGCUACGAGAAGAAGGUUAGAAAAGCUGACUGGCUUGCUAGGAAAGGCGAGGGAAGACAAUCUAGCGCGGGAAGGAAAAGCGUCGGACACUGGAGUUCUCGGCGAACGGCUAGAGUGGGUCGGCGCUCAGAUAAGGAGUUGACGGAACUACACUUGAAAGCAGAAAUUGACGGCUUAAACAAAGAAGAUGAUCGCAAAAUGGACCCAGAGUGCAGAGAGGAUGAUCAACCCAAGUGGUGUGAAUACCACAACUUAGAAGGCCACGACACAACCGACUGUUUAAGGCUUAAGGGUCAAAUCAGGCAGCUAAUCAGGGCGAGACAACCGCAGGUGAUGAUGAGGAAAAAGACUGAGGAGUUUGACAGCGGGAAGGACGAAGGAAUGAUGGAAACGGCCAACGUAAUUGCCGUGAGAUGCGAGGAUGGCGACAGCAUGUCAAUAGCGGGACGAAGGCAAGAAGGGGAGACAACGUCGAUACAGGUGUACCCAGCUCAAUUUGGAUGCCCACACCCAGAUAUAGUGAUGUCAAGCGCAGAUUUUGAGGGAAUCAAGCCUCAUGAAGAUGAUUCGAUGGUAGUAAUGGUAAGAAUUAACGGUUUCAAUAUGCAGAGGGUGCUCUUGGAUCAAGGCAGUUCGGCGAAUAUAAUCUACGGGGACGUGUUUGAACAGUUAGGGUUAACAGACAAGGAUUUGAAGCCAUACACAAGACACUUGGUAGGCUUUUCGGGAAAGCAAGUUCGGGUACGCGGCUAUGUGCAGUUGGACACAAUCUUUGGGAUAGGCGAAGACGCCGAGCUUUUGAGGAUAAUAUACCUGGUCCUACAGGUUGUAGCAACUUAUAACGUCAUCAUAGGGCGAGGCACUUUGAAUCGCCUCCAAGCAGUAAUAUCUACGGCCCACCUCGCGGUGAAGUACCCGCUAAUCUGCGGAAGGAUAGGGAAAAUAGAGAUAGACCAAAGGAGGGCGAGGAAAUGCCAUGAUCAUUGUCGUAACUUGUACGGUAGGACAGGGGCUGGCGAUGGACACAGGUGUCAUGAGAUCGGGAUAAUUGCAGGCAAGCAGGAACACCAGGCAAAGCGGAGCCAGAGUGACUUGGAUGGACAAGAAGGGAAAGCUGGCGAAAGAGGAAAUGGGGCGAAGUCAAGAAGGAGUCAGGGCGAGGGACCCUGGGAAGCGGAAAAGAGCGGGCCCGUUGCCCAAACGGAUAGUGAGUGGCGCGGCGAGAAACGGGACAUAAGUGCAACCACCACAGGCCUAUUGGCGAUCGAGCCUAGUGUAACACCCCGAUUUCGGUGGCGUCACUUUAGUAACCCAAAAGUGAAUAAAAGCAGAAAAAAGUGA